Messenger RNA from Spea bombifrons (plains spadefoot toad), 2606 nucleotides. RefSeq names its product ATP binding cassette subfamily B member 6 (Langereis blood group) (gene ABCB6). The transcript has 19 exons. The record is from RefSeq and is a predicted model, not a curated record. Bases 11 to 2560 code for a protein of 849 amino acids. Gene Ontology annotation, cellular component: membrane. Gene Ontology annotation, biological process: heme transport; transmembrane transport. NCBI's taxonomy places the organism in Eukaryota, Metazoa, Chordata, Amphibia, Anura, Pelobatidae. Gene Ontology annotation, molecular function: heme binding; ATP hydrolysis activity; ATP binding.
UGCCCUGAAGAUGGCGAGGCUGGGGAGUUACUGUGAACACAAUGGCAGCGUGUCCCAAGCGUGGCUGGACCGCGGACUCUCGCCUUGUUUUUAUUUCACGCUGGUGCCCUCCGUGCUGCUAAGCACGUCUCUGCUGUUUGGGGCUUUGCAGUCGGCCUUCUACGCCAAAAUGAGUAGGACGAUGGAGCCCAAGUACAUCCCCAAAUCGCGACUCUACCGCGUGCAGAUAGCGCUGUCCGUGGUCCUGGUGGGCCAGUCUGUGGGGGGCCUGAUAUGGCAAGCUGCCGGCAGCGAAGUGAUAUACGGAUAUAUGAUAGUAUACGGCUGCCUCUCGGCAGUAGCCUGGGGCUUCAGCAUCUGGCUCCUUCACUUAGAAAGGACACGGGCCCUUGAGCGAGAGAGAAGCAGGGGCCACGGAGUCGUACUGCUAUUGCUAUGGGCUCUGGCGCUGGCGGCCGAGAACCUGGCGUUCGUAUCCUGGCAAAGUCCCCACUGGUGGUGGGUGUCUAUGGACAGUCUGCCUCAAAAGGUACAGUUCGGCUUCUGGACUUUGCGCUACGUCUGCUUGCUCCUCCUUUUCACGCUGGGGAUCAUCGCCCCGGGGCGGCCGCGGAAGCCGUACAUCCUGCUUAUUAACGAAGAUGAACGAGAUGUGGAGAACGUGCAGCCCCUUUUGAGAAAUCAAAAUGAAUCGACUUGGCAGGGUUUGCGAAAAAAGCUGCGUCUGCUCAUCCCAUAUCUCUGGCCCAAGGGAAAUGUCCUGCUGCAGUUGUUAGUGCUUCUCUGCAUGGGAUUGAUGGGAGUCGAGAGAGUCAUAAAUGUCUUUGUUCCCAUAUACUACAAAACCAUAGUGAAUAAUCUGACGGAUAACGCUCCGUGGAACACCCUGGCUCUAACAGUCUGUAUAUACGUUCUGCUUAAACUGUUGCAAGGCGGAGGAGCAGGUGCAACUGGAUUUGUCAGCAACAUGAGGACCUUCCUAUGGAUCCGGGUUCAGCAGUUCACCAACCGCCAGGUGCAAAUCCGUCUCUUCUCCCACCUCCACUCCCUGUCUUUGCGUUGGCAUCUUGGCCGCAAGACCGGAGAAGUCUUACGGAGUGUGGAUAGGGGAACCAGUAGCAUCAACAGCCUGCUUAGUUACAUCGUAUUCAGUAUAUUUCCCACCAUUGCUGAUAUUAUCAUCGGAAUUGUUUACUUCACAUCGUCCUUCAAUGCUUGGUUUGGGCUGAUCAUCUUCGUCUGCAUGAGUCUUUAUCUGACUCUGACCAUCAUCAUCACUGAAUGGAGAACCAAAUAUCGCAGGGACAUGAACACAAGCGACAACGAGGCCAAAUCUCGAGCCGUAGACUCUUUGCUGAACUUUGAAACGGUGAAAUAUUACAAUGCAGAGGAGUACGAAGUGAACAGAUUUAACGAUGCCAUUGUGAAAUACCAGGUGUCGGAAUGGAAAGUUAACGCAACGCUGGCCUUGCUGAAUCAGACGCAGAAUCUCAUCAUCGGACUCGGGUUGCUGGCUGGAUCUUUACUCUGCGCGUAUUUUGUAACCGAGAAUAAGUUUCAAGUAGGGGACUACGUUCUAUUCGGAACUUACAUUAUCCAACUGUAUACACCUCUUAACUGGUUCGGCACGUAUUACAGGAUGAUUCAGAAUUCCUUCAUUGACAUGGAGAAUAUGUUCGAGCUCUUCAGCGAAGAAGAAGAAGUUAAAGACGUAGUGAACGCCCCCGAUCUCAGGUUCCGUUCCGGAAGAAUCGAGUUUGAAAACGUGCAUUUUAGCUACUUGGAUGGAAAGGAGAUCCUGCGCGACGUCUCGUUCGCGGUGAUGCCGGGACAAACCGUAGCAUUGGUUGGUCCAUCUGGCUCUGGAAAAAGCACCAUCAUACGUCUUCUCUUCCGUUUCUACGAUGUCAAAGGAGGAAGUAUCCGGAUAGACGGACAGGACAUCUCCACAGUCUUGCAGGCGUCCCUGCGCUCUCACAUCGGGGUGGUUCCACAAGACACCGUUCUUUUUAACGAUACAAUCCGGAACAACAUUCGCUACGGCCGCGUAAGCGCGUCCGACCAGGAGGUGGAGGAAGCCGCGGCCGCCGCCGAUAUUCACGAACGCAUUCUCUCGUUCCGCGAUGGAUACGACACACAAGUUGGGGAACGAGGUCUGAAGUUAAGCGGAGGAGAAAAGCAGAGAGUUGCCAUCGCUAGAACCAUUCUGAAAGCUCCGCAGAUAGUCCUGCUGGACGAGGCCACCUCGGCACUGGACACAGAGACAGAACGCAACAUCCAGGCUUCUCUGGCCAAAGUGUGUGUGAACAGGACUACUAUUGUGGUGGCCCAUCGGCUCUCGACUGUAAUAAAUGCCGAUCAGAUCCUGGUACUCAAAGAUGGACAGAUAAUAGAACGAGGAAGGCACGACGAGCUUUUGGCCAAGGGGGGUAUCUACUCUGGCAUGUGGCAGAAGCAGCAGAGCGGAAACGACGAGUCCUCUGAUUCAGAUACAGAGAGAAAAGACAGAAGUUCGGAGAAGCUGCAACCCUCAAAACCAGCUCUUAGGAAGGGCCACUAACACAGAAGUCCUAUAAGUGACCUCAAAGAGCGAGGCCCCGGCACGG